This is a messenger RNA of Conger conger (European conger), 3916 nucleotides long. RefSeq names its product dermatan sulfate epimerase (gene dse). Bases 196 to 3072 code for a protein of 958 amino acids. The transcript has 6 exons. Gene Ontology annotation, molecular function: chondroitin-glucuronate 5-epimerase activity. NCBI's taxonomy places the organism in Eukaryota, Metazoa, Chordata, Actinopteri, Anguilliformes, Congridae. The record is from RefSeq and is a predicted model, not a curated record.
UGCUCUCCAAGCACAGCUAGUGGUGUGCCCCUUGUUCGAAAGUUACCAUGUAUCGAACUACAGAACGGUAAUGGCAAAGGGAAGGACAGAUCGCGCGUACAAGGAAUGACGUUUGGACACAGACCUGGAUUGCAACAUUAGAAACGCUCAGUCCAGAAACCCGGAAAAUGCCGCGCUGCCGCCUCUGAUGCCAGGAUGACGACCCACACCCGCGGGGCCCCCACGGUGUUCUUCAUAAGCCUGCUGUGGCCCCUGGCGGCUCUGGCCACCCCGGCCCCGGGGGAGGUGGACCCCAGCGGCGGCAUCGCGUUCCUGGGGGGGAACUACGACGGGCACCCCAUGCUGUACUUCGGCAGGGCCGAGGAGGAGGAGCUGCAGAGGUCGGCUGCGGGCAGCCGCAGCGUGUUGGCGAGCCGCAUCCGCGAGGCGGGCGAGGCCAUGCUAGCGCAGCCCGACGACUACCUCCCGCCAUGGAGCCCGGCCGAGUUCAGCGCCCGCUGGAACGAGGUGUACGGAAACAACCUGGGAGCCCUGUCCAUAUUCUGCCUGCUCUACCCCCACAGGGCCGGGGCCCUGGACAUGGCCCGAGACUACAUGGAGAGAAUGGCAGCUCAGCCUAGUUGGCUGGUAAAAGACGCUCCCUGGGACGAGGUUCCCCUGGCGCACUCUCUGGUGGGCUUCGCCACGGCUUACGACUUCCUGUACGAGUACCUGAGCAAGUCCCAGCAGGAGCGCUUCCUGCAGGUGAUCGGCAACGCCACCCGCUACAUGUACGAGAAGUCCUACAGCCGCGGCUGGGGCUUCCAGUACCUGCACAACCACCAGCCCACCAACUGCGUGGCCCUGCUCACUGGCAGCCUUAUCCUCAUGAACCAGGGUUACCUGCAGGAAGCCUACCUAUGGACCAAGCAGGUCCUGGCCAUCAUGGAGAAGUCCCUGGUUCUUCUACAGGAUGUGACAGACGGGUCACUGUAUGAGGGUGUGGCCUAUGGGACUUACACCACCCGUUCCCUCUUCCAAUACAUGUUCCUGGUCCAGCGCCACUUCGCAAUUGGACACUUUGAUCACCCCUGGCUCUUGAAGCACUUUGCCUUCUUAUACAGGACAAUCCUGCCAGGGUUCCAGAGAAGUGUGGCUAUAGCAGACUCCAACUAUAACUGGUUCUACGGCCCAGAGAGCCAGCUGGUGUUCCUGGACCGCUACGUCAUGCGCAAUGGCAGCGGAAACUGGCUGGCAGACCUGAUCCGACAGAACCGGGUGGUGGAGGGACCCGGCCAGUCUGGGAAGGGUCAGAGGUGGUGCACCCUGCACACAGAGUUCCUCUGGUAUAAUCCAAACCUGACCUCAACCCCUCCACCAGAUUUUGGUACAUCCCGACUACAUUAUUUUGAGGACUGGGGAGUGGUCACUUAUGGAAGUGCCUUACCAGCGGAUGUCAAUCAGACAUUUCUGUCCUUCAAGUCAGGAAAACUAGGAGGACGUGCAAUAUAUGACAUUGCACACAGAAACAAGUACAAAGACUGGAUUAAAGGGUGGCGUAAUUUCAAUGCUGGACAUGAGCACCCUGAUCAAAACUCUUUCACCUUUGUGCCUAACGGAGUGCCUUUCAUCACGGAAGCGCUGUACGGACCAAAGUAUACCUUCCUUAACAACGUGGUCAUGUUUGCUCCGGCUGUCUCAGACAGCUGCUUCGCACCAUGGGAGGGUCAGGUGACUGAGGCCUGCAACUCCAAGUGGCUGAAGUACAAGCACGGUCAGGCCGCAGAUGCCCAGGGCAGCGUGCUGGCAGCUAUGGAGAGGCAGGGGAUGGUGUUCAUUCGUGGGGAGGGGAAAGGUGCCUACAGCCCUGACCUAAAGAUAAAGAGCUUCCAGAGGAAUCUCAUCCUGCUCCAUCCUCAGCUGUUGGUCCUGGUGGACCAGAUCCAUCUGGAACAGGACAGCCCAGUGAAGGCCACGAGCACCUUCUUCCACAACACCGACCUACCUUUCGAGGGAACCCAGAAAGAUGGCGUGCAUGGCGCAUUUGUCAGGCAUGGGGACGAUUCGUACAAAAUGUUCUGGAUGGACGAAACGGGUUACAGUGCGAAAGGGCUUCUUGGGUACAGAAGCUACCCUCGCGGGUAUCCCUACAAUGGAUCAAACUAUGUAAAUGUGACUUUGCCCCUUAAACACUUAAUGACCAGAGUGGCGUAUAUCUUUUUUGGCCCAGGGGUAGAUGUGCAGAGCUUCAGCAUGCGUGGGGAUGCCCAGAGAGUGGACAUAUACUUGGCCACUAGUGAACACACCUUCACUGUCUAUCUGCUCACCGGGGAAGUCACCAGCAAGCCCAUCUUUGCUAUGGUGCUUGCCAACCGCAAAAAGGUGGUCUUCGAGAAGUCAGCAGGGCUGACGGAAAGCCCGUUGGAAGAGGUGGAUGAGUAUGUCAAUCUGGUGGAGGACAACCUCCAGCAUGCCAAGCCCAUCUUCCAGCAGCUGGAGAGGCAGAUUCUGGCACGGGUCCUGAACACUGACCGCUUCCGCAAGACUGCCGAACGUCUCCUGCAGUUCUCGGACAAAAAGAAGACAGAGGACGCUAUCGAGAAGAUGUUCUCCCUCUCCAAGAAGCAGGGAAAAAGCAAGGGCUCCAGGAAAGGAGCACUGCUUGACAAAUUCUCAGACACCCUGCCAGACAUCUUUGCCCAGAUUGAGGUGAGUGAGAAGAAGGAGAGGCAGAGGGUCAUGAAGCGUGUAUAUGAGGACAAUCCAGAGGAAGGGGACGGGGACUCCAGAGCCUUUAUGGACUACGGAGACCCCCGCAAAGGCAAGAAGGGCGCCUUCGUAAAAGGUCGGAAAUACAAAGAGGUUCACAUGGUGGCCACUGCCGGGAGUGAUGACGUGUCCAGCUCCGCUUCUUACAUACGGCUGUUCCUCAUUUUAAACAUCGCCACCUUCUUCGUCCUGCUGGCCUUGCUGUUGACGCGCUUUCAGAAAGCCCAAAGUCUGCACACACAGCGAUGUUUCUACUGCAUCCUGCUCAUUGACAGCUUUAUCCUGCUCUGCUUGUACUCCUCCUGUUCACGGGCACAGUGUUGACAUAACAGAACAUUGGUUUACAAAUCUUCUGAACUGUUUGCUCUUUGCAUUGGGUGAAAAAUGUACGACACCUCAGUCUGAGCCAAUCCAACUUGGGUGACCAGGAAAAGUUAAUUCCAAAUUGGAAUUGAUAGAAUACCAGGAUUAGCCAGACCACUGACGGGAUCCUAAGCUUCUGUGGAGCUUUAUAAUUGUGGUCAGUGAAUCAGUGAUAUUCUUUCCUGGUCCUGUUGGGCCACAGGGUCUGCUAGUUUUUGUUGUUACUCAGCACUUAAUUGAUCAGAUCGAAAACAGUCGAUUUCACAACUCACCUCACCUGGUUUCCUUGGUCUGAAUAGGUUGCAGAUAUUAAGUCAAAAACAAAACCAGCAGACCCUGACAGAACCAGAAACAAAGAUCACUAGCCUAUAAUGAACAUUGUUGUGUGGUUUUAUUUCCUGCCUCUAACUUAAAGGCCAGCCACUAAAAUGCAGAGAUGUCCUACACCAGGGGCCCCAAAGCUUGAUCCUGCAGGAGAGCUAUAGGAUGUGCUGGUUUUUCUUGAUAAUCAGAACUUAACUAAUCAAUUAAAGCAAUUAAUUACAGUUAAUUCACCUCGUCAUGUAUCUUGGGUCUAAAUUAAGUGCUGAUUUUUCAGUAAAUACAGCAGCCAGCAUAUUCUCUCGCACUCCAGGACAUGUGUUGGUGAGCCCCUGCUCUAAACUAUGCACAUAGUUAAUGACACGUUUUUUUUUACGUUGCCUGGAAAACAAUGAAAAUGUACAUAUGUUAAAAUGAGAUAUAUUUUUCAGGUGUUGUUUUAUACUUUAACUCUUUGUAAUUAAAAAAUACAAGCAGAAAUUAA